Molecule: messenger RNA, 312 nt
Organism: Didymodactylos carnosus
Lineage: Eukaryota; Metazoa; Rotifera; Eurotatoria; Philodinida; Philodinidae
Source: the annotation of a GenBank genome assembly
AUGACAUCCUUCUACAUCCAACCAAAUAGACGUUUAUUAACACGAUCAAAAGAAAUAUCGUCGACAUUUAUGCAAUCUAGACGAUUUCACUGGAAACAAACAUCACAUGAUAAGCGUCAUAUGACACCCGAUCAUAUUCUGUCGUAUACACAGUACACAAUGGAUAAUGGUCGUGAUGAUGUUUAUAGUCAAGAAGCAUGUCGUUUAACACCAACAGUUUGUGGGCACGAUUAUCAGUGUUGUUCAGGAAAAUGUCGAUGUAUUAAAUGGUCUAUAGUUGGUACAAUGUCAUGCUUGAAAAAAUGCUUUUAA